Messenger RNA from Plasmopara halstedii, 1398 nucleotides. RefSeq lists its product as uncharacterized. Lineage: Eukaryota; Oomycota; Peronosporomycetes; Peronosporales; Peronosporaceae. The coding region runs from base 1 to 1398 and encodes 465 amino acids. The transcript has 5 exons. The record is from RefSeq and is a predicted model, not a curated record.
AUGGAGAUGACGGAGCGCAAAAAGGCGGUCCAAGCAAAUAUUAAAGGCAGCUCAUCGGAUGCCAGCAGUGAGGAAGUUAGCAAUACCAAAAAGAAGCCACUAAGGCAGACGCUCAGAGAGUUUCGAUGCAGCGCGAGAGACUUGAAAGCCUGGGAACAUGAAGGUAAUGUGAAGAAGAGUGUGGCAGAGGAGGAAUUGCAACAUGAAAAUCAGUGUUUAUCAACAAUAAAGAAAAUCGAGACAAGAGAGAAUAAAACAAUACUGGAAACGAUUGCUCAUGCAAAACUGAAACAGAGUGGGCUCAAAAGCCGCAAUUAUUUGAAGCAAAUGAGUUCGCCGCGGAGUGAUAUUAGCGAAGUCAUCAAAUUUAAUGACAUCCAAACGGUACUAGAGACGAAUGAAAUGGUGCAGGAUCCAGAUGAAGUGAAAUUGAUAGCAGGUGAAAGCUUCAGAGAAAACAUUCGUAGAUUAAACACAGACAAGAAGGGAUGGUUGCAAGAUCAGAAAAAAAAGAGAACUCCCAAGACGCGGAGAAGAGAUGGAACUGUUGAGAACAGGGAUGACGAGUGGCAUGAAAAUGAUUGGGAAACAGCGAGUUUGUUAACUGAGGUUGAAAACGACGAAGAAGUUGGAACUGCAGAUGUUACGCAAGCAAAGUAUGUGCUGCGAAACAUCACUUCGCGCGUCUCCCUCAUUGAAGAAACAGCAAUUCGUCGAGGAAUUAAGCUUUCUGGACCUCCCCUCGAAUAUGCUACGACACACCUGGAUGAGUAUGCCCGGAAAUUCCGAUGGCCCCAACAUGUGAGAAAUUUGCGCAAUUCUGAUUGUUUGCAGGACGUAUCUCAAAUUCUGGAGGAUCAUGAAGUCCUGACAGAAAUUUUGCAGCCAAGGCCAGACCAUAGGGAGCAUGGAAUGCUUAAAGAAUGUCCGUUGGCUCAAGUUCCAUGUCCUUUGGUAGCCCUUUCUGCCAAAGCUCUACAACGCGUAUCAUGUAAGCGAAAACGAGCUAAGAAUAGUGAGAGUAAAACAGAGUGCACGAUCUCCGCAGCUACGCUAUUGAAUGCAACCCGAGUUGGAUGCAAAUUUGGUGACCACUUUAUCGAAUCCUUGCUCACUGCAAAUGGGAAAGCGCUGCAAGGAUCAGAGGACUAUGACUUGUCAUACGACAAUCGUUGUUGGUCUUCUCUACCGACAAAAAAAAAGCCCAUUGCGAAUUGGAGAUUUGUUCUUGAGCAUUGGAGAAAAACCAUGGGUAGAUCGAGUGGUGACAUUGCUCAAUGCCCACUUAUGCAACAAGCAACUUUCAAGCGAAUAACGAAGCGUCUUAAAAAGUUGUAUGGAUUUACUACGCAGCAUGAAGAACACAACGUGUUUGCGGACUACACGCAAAGUGGCUGA